AUGUCAGAAAACUUACAAGCUGAAAUUCGCAAUAAAAGUAUCAAAAUUUCUCAAUAUGAAGCACAGCUAGGUUUGAUGAAACAAGAAAUUAGUGACUUUUUUAAUAAUUUGAAAUAUACUUUAAACAAUUUGGAAGAGCUUAACGGAGUGUGCGAAGAAGUUUACAGUUGUACAAAUUGUGACUUGGAUAUUGGUGAAGAAGCAAAUAAUAUACUAUGCAAUAUAAACAUCAUUAUGACAAGAUUUCAAAGUUAUAAAAUAGAAAGUCAGAAUCUUUUACAAGAAAUAGGAGAUUUAAAGCAUUAUAUAGAAAAUAAUAAGCAACAAACCUAUCUUAACCAGAACUUAGAAAGCAUGAUUUGUAAAGAUUUUUAUUAUGAUUCUGAUGUGGAUUUAAGAAAUACAAUUGAGAAGGACAAUGCAGAGAACAAAAUAGUGCGGUUAAAUGUAAGGCGAGAUAAAAGUAAUGAGAAUGAAAUAGUAUUUGAAGAUCUUUUUAACUCAACCAGUACUGAACAUGCAUUAAAUGAAAUAACAAACAAUUUGAAUUCUUAUGGGCUCGAAAAAGAAUGUCACAAUUAUAUGAUCAAAUUGAAUAGAAAGGAUAAUAUAGAUGAAAUAGAAAAAGAAAUUAUAGAAUACUUUUCGCAUUUCUUAAUUAAGUUGCGUUUUCUUAUACAAAAACUACAAAUGUAUGCAGAAAUUGAGCGUCCUUUAAUGAUUAAACAAACUUACUAUUUUUAUGAAAUUCUUAAGGACACACAAUCAGCUAUUAAUAUUUCUCAGGAUGUAACUUUAAAGAAACAGUUAAUUUCUGAUUUAUAUAAUCAGCAUAAAGAAGAAUAUAAGAAGUAUAAUUCUUAUAUUAAACAAUUACCUAAUAACUUAUUACAAGUACAAAAUAAAAUAAAUGAAUUUAUUGAAACCAUUUUGCAUCAAUUAUUAAAUGAAAUAUUAUGUACAGAAAAGCAAAAUUUAUGUGAUGAAAAAAUUAACCAAGCAUUUGAAAAACAUUUAAGCUCUUGUAUCAAUAGAAUAAAUGUAGCUAUCCAAGGUGCUGAAGGUCAAUGCACGCAAAUAAUUGAAACAAUAGAAGAACAACAAACAGAAUUACAAAAGAAAAACAUAGAAAUAGCUCAAUUAAAGAAAGAAGUAGCGCAUCAGCUAUUGCGAAGAGGAGAAGGUGACUGUUUAAUUAAAGAACAAUGUGAAAACAAUGUUGUAAUGAAAGAACAGUUAUCAGACAUAACUGCAGAACUUAAUAAAAAAAAUGCACUCAUAUUAAAAUUUGAAGAACAGCUUCAAACAUUUAAAGAUGAAUUGUCCACUUACAAUAAAGAUUGCAAUGCACUAAAAAAAGAAAAGAAAAAUCUUGAAAAUACUGGAAAUAGAUUAUUGAAUGAAUGUCAACAGAGUGAAAGACAGUUAAUAACAAAAAAUGAAGAAAUUAAGAAUUUAUCACAACAGGUUCAAGAGCUCCUUGAAACUGAAAAUUUAAAGAGUACUUUAGAAAAUGAACUUAAAAAUAUGGAAAAAGGGUUGAUUAAUUUACAAUCUGAAAACAAUGAAUUACAGAAAAAAAAUAGGCAGGCAAAUGCAACUAUUUCUAUAAAAAAUGAAACUAUAAUUAGUUUGAAGAGUAAGAUUGAUAGAAAUGAUAUGUUAUCGCAAAAAGUUGGUGAAUAUGAAAACGCAAUUGAAGAAAAACAUUAUGAAAUCAAAAAACUAGAAGAUGAAAAUAGAUCAUUGAAAGAGAAAUUGAAGGAUGUUGAAAAUGCGGUUAUAAAAAUGAAUCAAAUAAUAGCAUCAUUAACCGAACAAAACGAUAAAAUUGAUAUCAUAUAUACGAUGCAAGAAGAUCUUACAAAAAUAGAUAAAAACGAGAAGAAAUUAAAAAUUGAACUUAAUAAUCUAAGAACACAACUGCUAAAUGAUCAAAAUAAUAAUAAAAAGCUUGAUAAUAAAUUAGACAUAUUUUUACGUGAAAAUGACAUCUUGAAAAAAAAUGUGGAAUAUUGGAAAAAUGAAAACUCUGAAUUGUCGAUUAGGCUUUGUAAUGAAGUAGUUGAAGAAAAAUUAAGAAGCAAAUUGUAUAUAUAUCAAGAAACAAAAUUAACAAUACAUAAUGUAACUAACGAUUUAAAAUCAGAAUGUGGGGAACAAAGACGAGAAAUAAAAGAGAAUGAAAUAGAAGCAAUUGAAACGCAAGUACUAAAUAAUAUAAACAUAAAAGAAGAAAUAGGCAAAAGCAAUUAUGUGAUAUUUGAGCAAUUCAAUUCUUCAGAAGAUAAUAGUUUCAAGAUGAAGAAUAAAAUUAAAUAUCCCGAAAAUGAACAUAAUGAAAACCAGAAUGAAAUUGAGAAAUUAUUACAUGACAUUGAGAUUAAGGAUUCUGAAAUAAGACAUGAUAAAGAAGUCAUAAAACAAUUAGAACAAAAAAAUGCUGAUCUUCAUGCCAUACUUAAAUCUCACAUACAAGAAUAUCAAGAUAAGUUAAUGUUAAUGAAAAAAAAUUAUGGUAGUAGUGUAAAUGCACUUUGUGAAAGACACAAAGCAAAUAUUGAAAUUUUACAAAAACAAUUCGAAGAUAACAUGAGGUGCGAAAGAAGUUUUGACUCGGAAAAUUGGUUACAAUCGUUGAAUAUGAAAGAAUUAAUAGAAUUGCAUGAACGGGUAAAUCUAAUUAUGAAUAGCAAUUCUAAUACAAUUCAUAUAAAAAAUGGAAAUCAAUGUUUUUAUGAUGAUGAUGUUCAAAAGCAAUUUUAUACAAAAAUAGGUGAAGCAGAACAAAAUUUUCAAAUGCUACCAACAAAUAUCUGUGACAAAGAACUAAUGCAGAAUACAAUUGUGUUAUCAAGUUCAGAAGAACAAAAUACACAUUUAAAAAAUCAAUGGCAAUUUAUUGCUUCUGGUGAUACUCAAAAGUAUCCAACCUUACAAACACAUGAAUAUAAAUUACGUUUGGAACAAAAUUUUGGAUAUAUUAAUGGUGAAAGAAAAUCUCCAGGAUUAGAAAAUAAGUAUGAAGAAGAAAAGGAAACAGAAAAAGAUAGUACUUUCAUUCAGCAAAGGAGGAGUUUUAUUAACCAAUGUAGUGCAUACCAUAAAUUAACCAAUACUUAUGAAUGCUUAAGAACUUUUCAUGGAGAUUAG
Habropoda laboriosa is the source of this 3153-nucleotide messenger RNA. Its product is annotated as putative leucine-rich repeat-containing protein DDB_G0290503. The coding region runs from base 1 to 3153 and encodes 1050 amino acids. The transcript is spliced from 12 exons. Lineage: Eukaryota; Metazoa; Arthropoda; Insecta; Hymenoptera; Apidae. The record is from RefSeq and is a predicted model, not a curated record.